AAUAGAAAAUGGGGCAAAAAUGAUUUCAUUACAUUUGCUGGAGUAAUUGCGGCCCGUCUACAUUAUAUUAGGGCUUCAUACAAAUGGACAAAAAAUGAAACAAGAGUGGCUAAUUAUUUGACAGAAGAAAUAACAGCUAUGAAUGCUUCAUCGGUUUAUAAAGAAUUUCUUAAAAAACUUCUAUUAAACUCUAAUUCUUUGAUUCAACUGUUCAAAGACAAUGAUGUCGAUGAAAAUCUAAAUCGAAAUAGCUCUGAAGGCGAUGAAUUUCUAAUGAAAUCAGUCAUUAUACACUUAAUUAUAUUACAUGCUUCCAUCCCAAAUAAUGCAAGUCCACUGGCUGCUUAUCUCCAUCAGUUACAAGCUUGUCGAAAUGACUUCAUUCUGACGAGUCCGUCUGAUGUAGAAGGAGUUGUUAUGAAUGCAGUCGCCUCCGUCAGAAAUUCAGAUGAAGGUUCAGGUGAUGGUGUCACCAGGUAUCAAUGCAAAUGCGGCGAAAAAUUUUUUGUCUUUGAUUGUUGGAAUUUUGGAAAACCUAAAGAAAGACCUAGCAUUUCGGGUAAGUGCAUAAAUUGCAAGAGAGUUAUUGGUUAUGGUUCAAUUGAAGGUGAAUAUAGUCGCUUGGAUAGGAGCUUGAUUAAAUCUGUACCAAUCAAUCAUGAGUCUGGAUACAUAGUUGAACAAAUUUCAACAGAAAAAACACAGAAUGUCCGCAUGAUGACACCACAAGCUUAUCGCAUAUUACAUUUGUUUGUACAUGCUCUACUUGGUGCAUCUGUACCAUCGUCUAUCGCAUCGGAAUUUUUUGCAAAGAAUGGUAAUAAUGCUGGAGAUACGAUGGAACACUGUCUUCGAAAUAUUCGCAAUGACUGGAGGGUGCUUAAGGAGAUUUUUAAUUGUAACAACGAACAAUUGGCUUUGAUUUUGCAUUCUAUUAUCUUUUCAAUGACAGAAAACCCAUCAUUAGACGAAUGGAAAUUGGAUACCCCAGAAAAACGGGAAGAGUGGGAAAAUAAAUUUAGCAUAGAUCUUAAUUUUAGUGUCUCUAAU
Molecule: messenger RNA, 1050 nt
Organism: Racocetra persica
Lineage: Eukaryota; Fungi; Glomeromycota; Glomeromycetes; Diversisporales; Gigasporaceae
Source: the annotation of a GenBank genome assembly